Molecule: messenger RNA, 4178 nt
Organism: Alligator sinensis (Chinese alligator)
Lineage: Eukaryota; Metazoa; Chordata; Crocodylia; Alligatoridae
Gene: TMEM80
Product: transmembrane protein 80
Exons: 3
Coding region: 3312-3851 (179 amino acids)
Biological process (GO): non-motile cilium assembly
Cellular component (GO): ciliary transition zone
Source: RefSeq, a predicted model, not a curated record
CAGCUGGGCAGUGCUUGGGGCUGGCAAUGAAAAGCUUCAGGGCCCCAGUGGGGAGCAGGAUGAGGCUCAUCCAGGGGAGGGCCAGCUCCCUGCCAGCGCACGCACUCCUGAGGGGCAGGGGAGACCCCCAAAUCUAUACAUGGGGCAGGCGUGGGCUCCCGCCCUGCUUCCCUCCUCUGGCGUCUCCGCCAACUGGCAGCCUUGACCUGGUGCGGCUGGGGACAGUGGGGCCGCGCAGGGAUCUUGCCACGGCUCGCCCUCCCCACUGCCCUGGUGAUGUGCCUCCUGCACCUGCCGCUACUUUGAGGGGCGCAGCCCCGUGCUGCUGCCCUUGCUGCAGCCCCGUGCACAGGAGGUGCGUCACCAAGGCAGGAAGGGAAGCAGGGCAUCAGGGUGGUGAACAGUGGUGAGCAGCUUCUUGGUGCAGGCCCACUGUUCCCUGCCAUCCUGCUUCCCUCCCUUGUGACCUGGCAGGUCAGGGAGCAGAGGAGUUGCGCAGGGAUCUCUUCACCUGCUGCUGGUCACCCUGCACUGCCUUGGCUGCCCUGCCCAAGCCCACAGCGGCAGCAGAGGGGAGUGGGGGCACGGGGCUGCAGACCUGAGUCCAUGGCCGUGGCAGCCAGGGGCCCCCUCUGGCAGGGCUGGGGGAGCAAAACCGUGGAUACUCAAAACUGUGGUUGGUGAUGGAAACCUAUACCAGUCACCUAUAUAAAGUGCUUUCUGUUUUAAAAAAAGAGAUGCAUGUACCAGACAAGGUGGGUUCUUACAAUGAUGGUUUCACAAUAUCACUUCAGAGUUAAAGCUGUCUCUGAACCUGAACUGGAUAAAAUGGGAAAAUACUAGUUUCCCCUAAUGGACCACAGGAACAUCAUUUCUAAUCCUAAAGCAUUCUACCAGCAGCCACACAGCACGUUUAGUAGUUCAUUUUGCACCAUUUUGGGGAAAUAUUUUGCCUGAUUUUCUGCUAAUUACUUUUCCUCUUUCUUGGACAGGAAGAACCUCGUCAGUUGUAUCCUUUCUGUAAAUUCCAUCCUUCACACUGAGGGAGGAGCUGUGAUAACAUUUGGAAUGGAUGAUUUGCUUCUUGCCUAAUAAGUUUACACAAUGUUAUCUUCAUUGUUACCCUGUUUUAUCUUCUCAGCAAUCAGCACCAUCUAUUUGAGGUCCUAGGAGUAACCAGUAGCUUCUCAGGGAAUGUAUGCACUGCAGAGUUAACUCUGGUGCUGCUACAACUUGGCUCCUGACCAAGUUAAUCAGAGAGAAUAGGCUUUUAGAAAUGUAUGAGAGAGAGGAGGAUGGGUGGACUGGUUGGUCCAUAGUAAUGCCCUAUAGACAAAUGAGAUUUGUAGAGUAAUCUUCAUGAAAUCUGUGCAGCACACACCCCUGAGACCUGACAUUACACAGCUGACAAGAGGUACUAAAAAGGGUUCCAUAGCACUCCCUUUUUUCUCCCUUGAGUUAAAAUCUUGAUGUCCCCCAUGCACACACCCACUCCCUUUCACCCUUGCCAAAGGCUUUGUAACUACCUAAGAAAAAAGGCAAAUUAUUCUUCAAAGAUUUCUGCUACUGGAAUUUCUCCAGCAUUUUGCUCCACCUUCCUUCAACUAGAGAAACAUGAAAACCAAGUUCUGCUUGAAUAAGAUUAAGAACCUUGGGAACUUGAAUACACCCAUUCAUCACAUGCAGGUGCUGUCAUCCAAAACUAGAUGAGAACCAAUGCUAUAUAAUAUAGAAAGGAUCAGAGCAUCAACCUCAGUCUUAGGAAUGAUUCAACAAAUAUGGCUAGAAAUCUGGGGCCAGAAUUUCUGUAUGGGCAUUCUUCUACAGCAGGGGUUUCCAAACUAUGGCAUGUGUACGCAAGACAUCUUGGGAAGCGGGGUAUGCAGGAGAAACUAAUGGUGGAUUUAAUUUUCAUUAUUAUAAUAAUAAUUGGCAUUUAAAGGGUUAAAAUAUAUGCUGGUAGGGAUAUGCAGGCAGCUGGUAAAUCUGGAAGGGGGGACACAAUAAGAAAAAGUUUGAGAACCUCUGUUCUAAGGAAAGUGUCUAUAGUACAUGGGUAAGAUGUUCAAGCUGGCACUUGCAGUCCUCCCUCUACCCAGGAAUGGUGUCUAACAAGCAACCAGUGAGCUACUAAGAUAAUACAGCUGAAAUAGCAGGGUUGUUUCAAUACUGAACUCUGCUAGCUAGGCAGUGCUUUCCCAGCAUACCAUACUUUCUUGCAAACCAUUCCAAGACAUUUUGGGUGCAUAUACACGAUCGGGGAAGCUACUGUGAUACACUGUAAUUUCAGCAUGUUGGAGCAUAGCAAUUGCUGCGCUCCAGCAGCAUCCUGUGCCUUGCAUAUCAGCAUCCCUGUAGUUCAAAAUUGCGGCGGGGUGCUUCAUUUAAAGUUCGUUAGAUGCUCCUCCCGGGGCACAUGUCUAAACGCCCCUUGUUUUUGGGAAGGCAGAACGAAGAAAAAGAUUUUUCCAGAAUUAGGGCCACACACAAUAGAGACAGCUUGCUCACCCUUCAUUUGCUGCUCAGACAAAACCUACCAUUUUAACCCUUUCACAUCUGAACUGUCAGCAGAUCUAGGAUUUGGGGGGGAAAAACCUAAAAGCAGCCUGCAGGACUGUGAAAUAGGAGAAGAGACUAGUAGCUAACAAAAAGCAAAACUGCUGAAGAAACGACAGCUUCAUUUGUGGAAUAUCGAGACUUAAGAAAGAAAGGGUUGUCAGCACCUCUGGAGUGAAAAGCAGAGAGCAAAAUUGCCAAAGAUAGGAUGGCUUGAUCAUCAAGACCAUAAAAAGAAGAUAAGGUCCACUAAUGCCUGUUGAGUGAAGAGUAAUUAGCAGGAAUAGAGUAGAUUAUAAUAAACUAUGAAGUCAAGUGACUUCCUCAGGGUUGCCUGCUUAAUGCUGUUCUUGUGGGCAGAAAAUCAGCUUCUCAUUUUAGGACAUGCUUUAGGAAGCCUGAUUCUUGGGAGCAGGAUAUGUGUGGCUUAUAAAUUUGGUGUAUUCUUGCUGCACGUUUUAUCUGACUGGCAAAUGGGUGGUGAAGGUUUGUUCCAUUAGUCUAGGAUUUGGGAAACCUGGAUUAAGUCCCUGAGUGCAUAAAUUCUUCAUUUGUAAAACAGGGUUGACAGCACUCCCCACCCCCAUUCACACAGGUAUUGUGAACUUAAGUACCUUAAAGAUUGUGAGGAAGAUCCAAUGCAACAGUAAUGGGAGCCAUAUAAGCACUUAAUGGAAAAAAAAAAAAUUAUACAAAUCCCACCUUCAAGAAGCAAGCUAUCAUUCUGAAUUCAUGGCAUUUUUAAUCCAAAUUUAAUGGAGUUUUCCCCCUCAAGAUCCCUAUUAUCUUGGCUAUAUGGGUUGUUAUGGAUAGUGACUUUGUUUUUAAAAACAAUGUGCCCAGAAACACUAAUGAAAGAGAUCUCAACUGCAUUACUAUUAAAUAUCCUUAACUUCUGCCAGCUGUCAUCUGUUCCUUUACAGAUUUUGUUCUACUUAAAUGGAGUUUAUUACAUAUUUUAUUUCUUGGCAACUCUUCUCAUGAUUAUUUAUAAGAGUCAAGUUUUCAGUUAUCCAGAUAAUUUCUUGGCACUUGAUCUUGCUUUGCUAUUCAUUAUGGCCAUUCUGGAAGCAGUCCGAUUAUACUUGGGUACAAAAGGUAACUUGACAGAAGAAGAAGCUUCACUAGGGGUCAGUCUUGUGAUCACUGUUGGCAGUGCCAUCCUGUCUGUCUAUUUCUUGGUAUGGGAGACCUAUGUACUGAAAGCAGACGUCAUUAUAAACGCUAUUCUUCUUGUGACGUAUGGGCUUGAAGCAAUACUACAGAUCAUUGCCAUUGCUGCAUUUGUCAACUAAACUUCUGCUCUGCCCAGCAUUGUACAGGGCAUCUUUUUCUGAUGCAGUUCUUCAGGAAAAGGGACAAAGGUGCACCUUUAAAGGGUUCCUUGCAGAAGUAUUUGGUUUCAUUUUCUCCACUGUAAAAACUGAAAAAACUCCUCUUCCCUAUAUUACAAGGUAUGUUUAUAGCUUUUCUCUGGCAGGAACUUCCCUGAAUUAGAAAUGAAAAUAUUCUGAACAGUGGUUUUGCUCCACUGUCUGACCAAUUAAUUUGUUCAAAAGCUAAGACCAUGAAUCACCAAACUACUGAAGUACAUGUUUCGAUUUAAGCAUAUGAAUAAUUCC